UUCACCGUAGUCCUGUCGAGAACACAACAAUGCAGAAGGAGUUCAUGCCAUAUUGGAACCUCACUGUCACAGUGCUGAGAGGGAAAUUCAAUCAGUCACAGGACCUGUUGACACAGUGUGACUGCUACGUUGUCUUGAAAUUACCUACGGCCUGCGCCUGCUCUCAUCGAACCAAGACUAUCACAAACAAUGAUGUUCCAGAAUGGAAUGAAACCUUCCGUUUCCGAGUACACACUGGUGUCAAGAAUAUUCUGGAGUUCAACAUUUAUGAUGCGGACAGCCUUACGAGUGACGACUGCUGUUCUACCAUCCUGUUUGAUAUCAGCAACCUCACACUUGGACAAAAGCUGACAAAGUGCUUCUAUUCAGAUGAUAAGACAAAGAAUGAGCUGUGGGUGGAGUUAAAGGUGACAGAGAGUUCUGAGAGUCCUGUGCAAUACCUUUCCAAUGGAGUGUUGAUGGCAGGUCCAUUGUGUGCAUUAGACGUGAAGGCAGAAAAACGAAAUACUAAUGUGAAUAACCUGCUGUUAAAACUGAGAGGUGCGUUUAAGGAGGACUUUUUGAUCUCAGGCCCUGAGGAAAAUCCCACUUUCUCACAAACUAUGCGCUAUUACAUCAACCGAGACCUGGAGACUGAAUUUAGUCUCAUGCCAUCACAGGACUUGACAGAAGUGGAUGGUGCAAAUGUGAAUGCUGUAGAACCCCUGUCCUCUGUUUCUAUUAGACCAAUACCAGUCAAAAAAAAGAUCAAACUCUCUUUGCCUGUUGGAGAGGGUACCAUAGAUCUGCAAGUAAAGACAGAGGACCGGUCUAGGGAAGACAUGAAUGUACGUCUUGAUUUUGAUAUCCCGAAUGAGGAAAAAACUUUCCUGGUAAAAAGGAGAAAAGUUGUGUCACAAGCUCUACAGAGUUCUCUGAAACUCACCUCUCCCCCUGAACCCAGCAAGGUGCCAGUGGUGGCUGUGGUGUGUUCUGGAGGUGGGUCGAGGGCAAUGACGGGCACAUAUGGAAGUCUUAGGGGACUACAGAAGCUCCAGCUUCUUGAUGCUGUCACCUACAUCACAGGAGUUUCUGGUUCUACCUGGGCUUUGGCAUCUCUUUAUGGUGAUGCUGACUGGUCAAGCAGUGAUCUGAAUGUGACUAUGGAGUCUGUGAAAAAGGAGAUCUCUAAAAGUGUGUUCAGUUUAUUUUCACUAGAGCAGCUACGACUCUACAGGGAAAAGAUGGAAGAGAAAGAAAAACAAGGACAUCUCGUCUCUCUCAUCGACAUGUGGGGUCUGGUUAUUGAGUAUCUCAUCCAAGGGAAGAAAAAAAUGGUUAAACUCUCUGAACAGCAGAAGGCCCUCUUAAAGGGCCAGAACCCACUUCCAAUCUACACAGCUCUCAACAUGAAGAAUGGCAAGACUGGAUCUACAGUAGAGUCUGAAUGGUGUGAAUUCACGCCGUAUGAGGUUGGAUUUCUCAAGUAUGGAGCCUUCAUACCUGCACGGAACUUUGGGAGUGAAUAUUAUCUUGGUCACAUGGUCAGGAAACUCCCUGAAACUGGGAUGUUUACUCUAUUGGGAACGUGGAGCAGUGCUUUCUCUCUGAGUUUGACUCAGAUUUGGGGUACUGUCACUGGAGUCAUUCCAUCCUGGGCUAAAAAGAUUGGAGAAGAUGUGAAGCAGACAGACACGGAUGAUAAAGCGUCAACGCUUGACACGCUUCAUGUCAGUCCUAUGACUGAACUGGCAAAGAGGAUGAGCAACUUUCUGACCGGCCGCCCCAUUAUCAGUCAAGUGCACAAUUUUAUGAGAGGAUUCCUCCUGCACAGGAACUACAGUCAGAACAGUGACUUUUCGGCAGAUGAUGAAACCCAUCCAGAUGCUUUCCCUAACUCUCUGACACCAGCAGACCCCACCAUCGGCCUUGUAGAUGCUGGUGCUUUACUCAAUUUGGCAUUUCCUCCAGUGCUUCGCCCUAAGAGACGUGCAGAUGUUAUUCUAUCUCUGAACAACACUUGGAAUGUGGACCCCUUCAAGAUCCUGAAGCAAACUCAGGAGUACUGCAGUAAACACAAGAUUCCAUUUCCAAAGAUCGAUUUCAAAAAGUUGGAGUCAGAGCCAAUGAAGGAAAUUUAUGUGUUUGAGGAAAAAGAAAAUCCAGAGGCUCCCAUAGUGCUUCACUUUCCCCUGAUCAACAUCACAUUCAAACAGUUCAAGGCUCCUGGAGUGAAGAGAGAGGGUAUGACUGAGAUGAAGGAUGGAGAUUUUGACAUUGACUACACCAGUGUCACGAGUCCGUUUGCUACCUCCAGACUGACUUAUACACCUGAGGACUUCCAGAAAUUGGCCGACCUCACCACCUACAACAUUGUUAACAACAAAGACAUAAUUUUAAACGCACUGAACAAAGCUAUUAGAAAAACAUGAAGUGAUUCCAAAUUCCAAUGUCAGAGAGAUUUAUCCUUGGAUUUGAAGUAGAUUUAAAAUACGCUGUGUUAAAUAUGUGCGAUUAAUAAAGGUUUAUUUAUAUUCA
Molecule: messenger RNA, 2517 nt
Organism: Triplophysa dalaica
Lineage: Eukaryota; Metazoa; Chordata; Actinopteri; Cypriniformes; Nemacheilidae
Product: cytosolic phospholipase A2 delta-like
Exons: 20
Coding region: 30-2411 (793 amino acids)
Biological process (GO): glycerophospholipid catabolic process
Cellular component (GO): cytosol
Molecular function (GO): calcium-dependent phospholipid binding; calcium ion binding
Source: RefSeq, a predicted model, not a curated record